This is a messenger RNA of Bradysia coprophila, 3273 nucleotides long. RefSeq names its product Cdk5 activator-like protein (gene Cdk5alpha). Gene Ontology annotation, cellular component: growth cone; cytoplasm; protein kinase 5 complex. NCBI's taxonomy places the organism in Eukaryota, Metazoa, Arthropoda, Insecta, Diptera, Sciaridae. Gene Ontology annotation, molecular function: cyclin-dependent protein serine/threonine kinase activator activity; protein kinase binding. The record is from RefSeq and is a predicted model, not a curated record. Gene Ontology annotation, biological process: axon guidance.
CUGUAUUCGGAUAGCUAAACAAUAAAAGACUUCACCCUCUUUAUCGUCAUUUUUACUUCGGUCGAAAUUGAAUAAGAAAUUUUCCAACAUAAAAGACCAUUGAUGGAAAACUGAAUAAUAAAAAUGGAUCCGCUGUGCCGUCUGUGAUAUUGUCGAUUUGAUAUCGUAGACAUUGGAGAAUUCGAACGACGGACAAAGUUUAGUGAUAAAAUUCGCAGUUUUUGCUGUAUCCACCCGAGUAAGCAAAUGAAAAAUAUUUGGUGUGACCAAACGAUUGUAUGGAAUUGUGGUGCGGAUGAAGCAUUAACUAGGUGAAGUCUGUGAAGUAUUUGUGUUGUUUUAUUUUUUUGGUGUCAGUGUCAUUCGUAAUAGUUCAAUUGUUUAGUGCGAAAAGUUAAAUUUAAUUUAAAGAUAAAAGUGGAACACGAAACGAAACAUCGGAAAUAAUUUAGCACAAGUAUGGGUACCGUACUGUCUUUCAGUCCAAGAGAACGUCGUCCAGUCUAUUCGACACACCAUCAUAGCAGCGGUCUGAGCACAUCGAGCUCGGCCGAUUAUCCGUUAAAUAAUUUCUCCUACGAACAGCUAAACAAUGUGAAAAAUCGCGAAAAUAACAAAUCUUUAUGUCCUGUGCCUAAUAACAACGCGAAUCUAGUUUUGAUGGGUCAGACACACAACAACCACAUCAACAACAAUGGGAACAACAUCAAUCCGACUGCAUCGGAACGUAAUAUGGACAGUGCGAGAAUUUUGUCGGAAAAGAAUGCGUUGGAGAAGAAUCUGAAAAAGCAUUCGCUGUUCAUAAACGCUCUGUCCUGGAAACGAUUGGCUGCAUCGCAUGGGAAAAAGAAAUUGGACAACAAUAAAAACAAGGCAGCAAAUCUACCAACGGCAACAUUUCGGCAGCCAUUGGUGGACGCCAUUCAUCCGUUAGUUGUUGACAAAAACAAAAAUAUCCAACACAAUCAGCAGCAAGUGUAUUUUACGCCUGGUGCACCGAAAGCAUUGUUGGCAUUAGAUCUUGUACGGGCUAAUAAUACCAAUAAUGCACAGCAAACCGAUAAAUUGGCACCAAAAUUACCUUUAUCGCUGCCAUUGCCAAUGCAAACGGCUAUUACGCAUCCUCAACAUAGUCAUGGACCCAGAAAGACUGUAAUACAGGCCUCAACAUCCGAGUUGCUUAAGUGCCUGGGAAUGUUUCUACAUGAUAGAUGCAGAAAAUUACGAGAUUUUCAAGCCGGAGAUGCCGUUAUGUGGUUAAGAGCAGUCGAUCGAAGCCUAUUGUUACAAGGAUGGCAGGAUGUCGCUUUUAUAAAUCCAGCAAACGUUGUAUUCGUCUAUAUGUUAGUGCGUGAAUUGGUCGACGGUGAAGAGACCAAAGAGUCAGAACUGCAAGCAUCUGUUUUAACAUGCCUUUAUUUGUCAUACUCGUACAUGGGAAAUGAAAUCAGUUAUCCGUUGAAACCGUUUUUGGUCGAAGAUUCCAAAGAUAAAUUCUGGGAUAGAUGUCUUCUAAUUGUGAAUCGACUUAGUGGCAAAAUGCUUCGAAUAAACGCUGAACCGGGCUUUUUUACCGAAAUAUUUACCGAACUUAAAGCAUGCGGAAUCAGCACAAAUAAUAAUCCAAUCACUGGCAUGCCGUGUGGGGCUGCUUGACGCGGUAGACAUGGUAGAGACGUUGUAGUCAGACUAUCCAUUGCCGGUCAGCAACAGAAAUAUCAGCAUCAAACAUCGCUGCAAGAAUUGACCAGUGUGGUCUAGGUAAAUAUCGAGACUAAAUUAAUUCAGCAAACUAACAAAAAAUGGAAAUUUGAGAAAUUCAAGAAUAUAAAUGAGGGAAGGGAAAAAGUGUUCAACAUUUUUUUGUUCGUUUUUGUUUUUCGUUUUAACUUAUUACGGUGAUCAUUAUAUACCAUUUUACUAAUUAUAUAUAUAUGGAAAACAUUGUUAAUCAAUCACAGAAAAACACAAUUCAAUUCAAACUAUAAAAUAGUAUGUAAGUCCUAUUAAAUUACAGAGAUCAAAUCAUUCAAGUCACUUCAACAUUAAUUAAAAAUCAAAAUAGAAAAAUGUUCUAACCAAAGUUCAAAUCAACAUCGAUGUAAUGUUUUGGAUAUGAAGCUGACGCAUCGCCUAAAAAUUAAAUCCGAAAUAUCGCUCCAUUUCUUCCAUCUAAAAUUGAAAAUUUCAUAUUUAGGUUAAUGCACGGCUAGUACUAAAAAUUCUGAUCAGUCAUCUGCUAUCGAAAGCGACGUCAGAAAUAAGCUCUGGUCAGUGUUCUCUUCCAUAUAAUGAAUGUAUGACAGAACUAUUAAGGUAAUAGAUUUCGUCUCAAACACUAGGAGAUACUUUAAACAAAUGAAGUAAAAGAUUCAAUGAUUUGGUUGGAUACGCUUGCUGUUUCUAAUAGGCAUUUUCUAAACGAAAGUUUGGAAUGGAUAUCGAUCGAUUGAAGACUCAGUUCAUUACAAAUAAAUAGUCAUACGUGCACUUAUAUUGCUAACACCCGUGAAUCCAUUCUCAGUGCAGAUUGGCAACGGUAUUAGGAAACAACAAGUCGAAAGUAAAGAGCAAAUCCUUAAAAAUGCUGUCCGUGCAAUAAAUAAAACCUUCGUGUUUUCCUUGUACGGAUGAAUCGUCAAUCAAUUGAUUUGCCAAUUCACACCUUAACGUUCCCAAAAGAAAUCGUAUGCUUAGCACGUAUAGCAGGGUAGUGUUAAAAGUUGGAAUGGUUUUACCUUGAAGUGUUCUAGCUCCAUUUCAACAUUGAAUCAGAUUCAGAAUUAGAACUCAAGGAAGAAACUGGUGAUAACCCAGUACUGUUAGUUUAAAUAUUCUCUUCGGUCUGCAUGACAAGAAAAGGUUUGUGAACUAUUUGGUGUCCUGAUUUUCAAGGCUAGAUAAAACAAUAUUUCACUACUAUCUUUUGUUGAGCUUAGUGAUUGAGAUUCCAUUAUCGUGUGUCAUGACUUCUAUGGUACCGCUACGGUCAUGACCCAAAAAAUUAUUUCACUGCAAGGAUCCUUGAGUCUCAUUUCCAAUUCUUCGUUUGUUUUUCUUUUGCGUCAAUUGAGUUGUCGUUGUGAAGGAACUGAUAUUUUGGAUUUUGAAUAUGGAAUGGCAUUCGGAAACAUUACACUCUAUCAUGAAACGAUCGUUAACGUAUCGAAUAAUAAAUCGACCCAGAAAUUGAACCAAAAUUUAUUAAAAAGCUCAAGCUAAAAUAGUUCAAAAAUUGAUUUUAAAAUGGUCGAACAAAUAAAAAGAUAAAUU